Molecule: messenger RNA, 300 nt
Organism: Klebsormidium nitens
Lineage: Eukaryota; Viridiplantae; Streptophyta; Klebsormidiophyceae; Klebsormidiales; Klebsormidiaceae
Source: the annotation of a GenBank genome assembly
AUGAACCGAAGCACAAUGCCCGUCUCCAAGUUUAGGCCCGACGCCGUGUGCGGUCCCUGCUUCACCGCCCUGACCAGCACGAUCGCGGGUCUCCUCACCCCCGCGCCCGGGGCCGCGCCACCGGCGAUCGCGGCCGCGGCGACCGCGCGGGACUGCGCCACUGUCGCGCUCGCGCGUUUGCUCGCGCAGAAUCCCGGCUUCUACCGCGUGGGCGCGCUUCUGAACCAGGCGUUCAACGGGACGGGGUGCCCGGCCGCGUCGGUCUCAGGCUCGAUGGCGAAUCCUAUUCCAGGACCGUAG